Aureococcus anophagefferens is the source of this 960-nucleotide messenger RNA. RefSeq lists its product as hypothetical. The record is from RefSeq and is a predicted model, not a curated record. Lineage: Eukaryota; Pelagophyceae; Pelagomonadales; Pelagomonadaceae. Bases 1 to 960 code for a protein of 319 amino acids. The transcript has 2 exons.
AUGGCCACGAAAUUCACGGUGCCCAAGGGCUGGCGCCCGGGCCCCGUGGCCAAACUCCUCGGCUUCUCCGUCGACACCUACAACGCCAAGCACAAGGACCACCUGCUGAACGUCGACGAGGUCCACUUCGCCAAGAAGGACGACGACGGCAACUUCGAAGCCAUCGGCCUCGAGGACGUCGUCGAGCAGGUCCUCAAGACGAAGGACGAGGUCUUCAUCGAGGCCGAGGCGAAGCGCGUCUUCGCCAUCGGCAAGGUGCGCUGCAAGAACUUCGGGUGCAACCAGCUCUUCGACCCGGACGACAACCCGGAGGGCGGCUGCCACCACCACGUGUCGCCGCCGUUCUUCCACGACUGCAACAAGGGCUGGACCUGCUGCCCGAAGAAGUCGGCCAUGGACUGGGAGGACUUCCAGAAGCUCCCGACCUGCGCCGUCGGCCGCCACUCCGCGGAGCCGCCGAAGGCGCCGCCGAAGAAGGAGCCCGCGGACGACAAAUUCGUUGCGACGAAGUGCGCGCCCUGCGCGCCCGUCAAGUCCAUCGACGGCUACAACAAGUCCGACGAGGGCAAGUCCGCGGCCACGGGCGCCCAGUCCUUCGCCAAGUCCACGGGGACCAAGGCCAAGCCCAAGGUCGUGAAAUACGACGACGGCUCCUUCCGGUGCCAGCACAAGGGCUGCCAGGCCAAGUUCCACCCCGACGACAACGGGCCCCGCGCCUGUUCCUACCACUACGGCACGCCCGUCUUCCACGAGACCAUGAAGUGGUGGGGCUGCUGCCCGCACAAGAAGAAGAUGGACUUCGACGCGUUCAUGGCCGUCAAGGGCUGCUGCGUCGGCUACCACUGGAACGGCGAGGGCGACGACCCGGAGCCGACGGAGCGCGCGGGCGCGCCGCCGCCCAUCGCCGACGACGACGCGGAGGUCGUCGAGGCGGGCGACGAGGGCUUCGACCUCGGCUAG